CAUCGGUCAGGGGUUAGUUGCACGCGCAGCACUCUCUGCAACAGCAAGCGCUCGUCCUAUAUAUAACCAGGGAAACUGUCUGUCGUGGGCACACACACACACACCCACAAACACACACAUGAACACGCGCAUACAUGCAUAUGAGUCUCCCUGGACGAGCGCACCAGUAGUGCUAACGGUGCCUUUAUCGCGUAGAUUCUGUCGACGUCGGCGUCAAUGCACCGAGACAGCGCGCUCGGUAAACACAACGAGAGGGCCAGGCGCGAGUACUAUUGCACUCGAUGGUCUGAUUAAUUGGUCGCGCCCGCCGUUGCAAAAUCCCCUAGACCGAAGAACAAAAUUCCCUGGACCGAAGAGGAGUCCGCACGUACGAGUCGACUGUCCUUUAAGCUGUUGAACGGCGACUGUGUGGCUGCGGGUAAGCUGGGCUCUCCCGCUGCACCGGGAUUCGACGGCGAACGUGAUCAUAUAUUGUCACCGUGUGUAUAGCUGUCACCGCAGCGGCAGGCACGCGCAGUCGACGACAUUCGACGGUGAGUUAGCCAGACGACUAUGGGCGAAAGUGGCGGCGACAACGGAAGGACAAUGAUGAAAUUCACGAAGAGAACCGUCAUCGCGAUCUUACUGCUCACUAUCGCAGUGUCUUGCGUUUAUAUGGCAUAUUUUCGACAUCCACCGCCAGAGGAGAUCCUGGCGGCUAACAGUAAAUCCCUAAGCACGGCACACAUGAAAAAUGCUGCGUCGAACAUCAAACUCUUCAACGAUGGCCGUGAUCAUCUGCGAAUGCAGCAGGUGAAUCUGUGGGAGAAGUGGACGCGGGACAACGAAUACAUCGUCAUAGGAGAAUAUUAUUCGAAUUGCGAGGAAGAUGCUUUGCUUAUAGGAAAAGUAGCCCUAGUGAAAGACAAAAAAUAUGGCGGUGUCAAGUCAUUCCAUGUGUUCAACGCUACCUGGG
Molecule: messenger RNA, 955 nt
Organism: Priapulus caudatus
Lineage: Eukaryota; Metazoa; Priapulida; Priapulimorpha; Priapulimorphida; Priapulidae
Product: phosphatidylglycerol/phosphatidylinositol transfer protein-like
Source: RefSeq, a predicted model, not a curated record